AUGGCAGCGCGACUCAUCUCUCAGAUCCCGGAGCUCCUGAAGGCUGAGCUUGGUUCUGAUGAGGUGGCCAAAGUGGCGUGCUGGGCAUUUCAUGCUGGAAUUCCAGGGGCUGAUUUUGUCUACGACGCGGAUUUACUAUUUGACGUCAAGACCAUAGAGCCACAAGUUCGAGAGAGAAUCAUUCCUUUCAUCAUCAGGUCAAUCGAGGCUGAAUGCGAAAACAUGAACGCCCCCGUGGCUCCCAAGAUAACUGUAUCUGAGCGAGCUCCGCUGACUACCAACUCUUCAUCAAUUGCCGGUCGGCUUCGUCCAGUUCUUACCCAACAUUUUGGUUCAAACCUCGUUGAAAUGGAGACAACAGUCGCCACAGAGGACGUUUCGGCGCUUCAAGGGCCUUACACGAUACCUGACACUUAUUGGAACUUUGGUGGAAGCCCUGAAAACAUAGCGCCGAGUGAUGUACCUGUGAAUCACUCGCCGUAUUUUGCACCUCAGAUUCAGCCCACCUUGCGAUCCGGUGCCGAUGCUAUGGCAAUAGCUUUGUUAUCUGUUUUGGCCUAA
Messenger RNA from Penicillium brevicompactum, 561 nucleotides. RefSeq names its product metal-dependent amidase/aminoacylase/carboxypeptidase. The transcript has a single exon. Lineage: Eukaryota; Fungi; Ascomycota; Eurotiomycetes; Eurotiales; Aspergillaceae. Bases 1 to 561 code for a protein of 186 amino acids. The record is from RefSeq and is a predicted model, not a curated record.